UCGGAAAUGGAAACCUCCGACACCGACGGCGCGAAAUUUCAGUACUCGGAGACGGCCGCUCAUUUCCUCUUCUGUUUUUCUUUUCAAUCUCUCUCCAAAUUCAAAUUUUUUUAACAGAAAAUCUCGAUUUCUACUCUCAAAUUUCAUCUGCAACGUUCUGAUUCUUCACCAAUUUUCGAUUAUUCUCCCUGAAUUUGACCCCUAAUUUUAGAUAAGGGCUUGCAUUGCGCGAUCCUAACGAUGAGGCCUGUCAAACGCGAAUCCGCCGCCAGCAGCCGCACUAAUCGGAGUAGAGGCGGCGCUGUUGCUGUCGAUGCUGCGAGUUUAAGGGGCGUUAAGCGGGAGAGGAUGGUAGCUCGGGAGCGAGAGAAGUCCGGCGUGGAUAAUACGACUGAAGAAGAAGAGGGUCAGCAAGAGUUGUCGAAGCGGCGGGUUCUUCGCUCUCGGUACCUUGCUGUUAUUCAUGAGAUUAGCGAACGAAGAGAAGAUUUGUCGAAGGAUUUGGAUAAGUUUAAUGUUAUCAUCAAUGAGGUGGAAAAGUUGCACGAGCAAGUUCAGAAGCCAAGGGAACAAGUUGCAGAUGCAGAGGCGUUGCAAGAUAUUGCAAGCUCCCUCAUGACCUCUAUUAGGUCUCAGUCGAAUGAAGGUGUUACUCCAUCAGAUUUUGUCAGUUGUCUUCUCAGAGAGUUUGCUGACAUUAACGGUAAUAUAACAUCCGAAGAAAACGACCUGGUUUCUGUCAGUUGGAAAGAUAUUGGACUCAGUGUUUCGUCCAUUUUCAUGAAUGGCCAUGGAUGCCGCACCAUGCUUGGACCUAUGAGCAAUCAGUUGAAGCAGCGAAAAACUACUAAUAUUUCCAGGAAACGUUCCCGACCUACUGAAAGUUAUAGACCUACAGAGGUCGAAGAUAAUGUAUCUGAAGAAAAAACAGAUACAGAUAAGAACAUGGGUAUCAUGUUUGGAAUUUUGAGGAGGAACAAAACCGUUAAACUUGAACAUUUGAUAUUGAAUAGAAAGUCUUUUGCUCAGACAGUAGAGAAUUUAUUUGCUCUAUCCUUUCUAGUUAAGGAUGGUCGGGCUGCGAUAACUAUUGAUGAAAAUGGUUCUCAUUUUGUGUCACCGAAGAACGCCCCUGCCCAUAGUGCCAUUAUGUCACAUGAAGUUAAUUACAGUCAUUUUGUGUUCAGAUUCGAUUUCAAGGAUUGGAAGCCAAUGGUGGAUAUGGUACCAGUUGGAGAUGAGCUGAUGCCACACAGGAACAUACUGAACUCAGCGCAGGUGCCUCAAGCAGAAGCAUCGACGGACGAUUCUGAAGCAGCAGCAUUACCUACUACACCAAUUCGAAAGCUGUCGCGAAAUCGAGGUUUAGUUAUGCAAUCUGUUGUUGAAGAUUCUCCUGAUAAUGGCGCUCAUUCAGGAGCAACUGCAAUCUUGAGGUGUAAGAGAAAGCUUAAUCAAGGUAUGGUUAACUAGAGCUCCGAAAACUACCAUUUUUGUUCUGUUGGUUGUAUAUUUAACGGUUGCCUCGUAAAUAGAUAAUUAGGUUCGAAGAGAAAAUGAUUGGGUAACAUAGUUUCGAUUAAGUUGUAAUGAUGUUUCUGGAGUAGUACCAUGCCUUUUGGGUAGUUUAGAUCAAGCUCCAACCAUUUUGUAAAGGUCAUUCUUUGUUCCCCUUGAUACUAACCACGUAAAAACAGAGUGGCUAAUUACAGGGAACGAUAGCCCAAAGUAGGGCCAUUUUGUUUUGUAGUUUGUAAGAACCAAAGUAUAUUGCUUCUAAUUAUAAGCAUGUUUGCCUAA
This is a messenger RNA of Cucurbita pepo subsp. pepo (vegetable marrow), 1800 nucleotides long. Its product is annotated as non-structural maintenance of chromosomes element 4 homolog A. Gene Ontology annotation, cellular component: Smc5-Smc6 complex; nucleus. The record is from RefSeq and is a predicted model, not a curated record. Gene Ontology annotation, biological process: DNA repair. Lineage: Eukaryota; Viridiplantae; Streptophyta; Magnoliopsida; Cucurbitales; Cucurbitaceae.